Molecule: messenger RNA, 1104 nt
Organism: Pseudozyma hubeiensis SY62
Lineage: Eukaryota; Fungi; Basidiomycota; Ustilaginomycetes; Ustilaginales; Ustilaginaceae
Exons: 1
Coding region: 1-1104 (367 amino acids)
Biological process (GO): retrograde vesicle-mediated transport, Golgi to endoplasmic reticulum
Cellular component (GO): SNARE complex; endoplasmic reticulum
Molecular function (GO): SNAP receptor activity
Source: RefSeq, a predicted model, not a curated record
AUGACUACUGCUUCCGCUACAGCAUCGAGCUCGCGCUCAUUGGUGCCCCAAGACCUUCUCUCUGUACACGCAUCCUUCCAACGCUACAGUCAAGAUGUCAUCAACCAUCAGAUCCCGCGUCUGCAAACAUGCACCAGCGCCUCCCUACUCACCGACUAUGAAUCCGAAAUCAUCUCCUCCAUCGACGGCCUGAAGCGUCAAGUAAACGAUCUCAAGUUCGCCGUAGACGAAGCUGAGUCCGACGCCGAACGUCGCGAGAUCUCACACCUUGCUGCAUCUGCAAGUCAACAGCUGGAGGGGAUCAGACAAUCGACACGCAAAGCUCUGCUGUCAGCUCGACGUUCCAUCGAGACUGCACGCACAGCAGAAGCCCGUGCCGGUCUACAGCUCGCUGCCGACAGUGCAAAAGAACGAACGGGCGGUCGAGCAGGCUCGUCGGGAGAAGACAAGAUGAUGACCGCCUCUCAGGAUGUCACCGAUGCACUUCGUCGUACCGUGUCUCUCAUGUCCUCGGAACUGGAGAAGUCGGCAAUGUCUUCGCAGCUGCUGGAAGAGUCAUCACAGACCAUCUCGAGUCUGUCGUUCCAAUACGGCUCGUUGACGACGUUGAUGACAAAUUCGGCGAGAAUGAUCAAGACCAUGGAGAGAGAAGAUCUGAUUGGGAAAGGGAUGGUAGCGGCAGCUUUUCUGUUCUUCUUGAGCUGUGUUGGGUACAUCGUCUACGUAAGGUUGAUCAGCAAGGGGAUCGGUCUGCUGGGAUUCUUUUUCCGACUCCUCGGGCUGAACAAGCUGGUUGGUGGGUUAGCGAGCAGAGGUGGCGAGGAUGUAAAGGAGAAAGUGGGGUUGUUGAAGGAGGCAGCGGAAGAAGCGGUUAGCAGUAGGACCGUUGCGAAGGUGGUGAAAGCGGCGAGUACGGUCAUCACUUCGGUCGCUUCGGCAGCGACGGCAAGCGCAGCUGCACACAUGGGCGCAGCGAAACACGAGGUGGUGGAGAAUGUGGUAGAUCUGCAAGACGAUCUCGAGCACUUGGUGGAGACAGUGCUGCCACAAGAGCCAGCGACGACUCGAGCGAACAAGCUUCCUGUCGAACAUAUCGAGCUGUGA